UUGGCUCGGGAGCGCGCUCCAGGGACGCGCAGAGCGUCCUUGUGGUUUUCAUGGCAACGGGGGACAUCAACAGGGUGUCCGACAGCGACUGGACCCCUCCGGGUUUCACCGUCCCCUUCUCUCGGAGCGUUGCGGGGCUUUAAAUGUCUGCUCGGCGGAUCUCCUGCCGGUAAUCUGUCACACAGCAGAACAAGCCUGGAUCUUGCCGCCCUGAGAGAGAUGGAGAACAGCUCUCACACGCCGCCAUCUCUCUCCUCCACUCUCGGCGGCUCUCUGCCCCUCAUCUCCUCCCCACAGCUGACCUCGUCCAACCUUUCCCUCCCGCUUUCACCUAUCUCGUUCCCGCCGUCCCCCGCCUCGCUUUCUCCAGCAACGGUGGAGUUUGCACACUCCUCCUCCCCUGUUUCGGACUUCGCCGCCUCUCACUGCCUCGAAGGACAAAGCACGCAGCGCCUGGGACAGGUGGACACAUCCGACCAGGAUGACCUGACUUGCCUAAGCUGGCUGCACCAGAGAGGCGACCUGCUGCCUCUGCAGCCUCUUGCCAAAAUGACGUUGCUGCCCCAGCAGCAGGUCUGCACGCCUGGCCACCUUCCUCCUCCUCCUCCUUCUGUCUCCUCCAAGCCGCCGUACUCCUUUAGCAGUCUUAUCUUCAUGGCGAUAGAAGAUUCUCCUCAGAAGAGGCUCCCGGUGAAGGACAUCUAUGAAUGGAUCGUGAGCAAUUUCCCCUACUACAGGACGGCCACUGGAGGUUGGAGGAACUCAGUCAGACACAACCUGUCGCUGAGCAAGAGCUUCCGUCGCAUUCAGAGGGACAAGAGCCAGUCAGUAGGGAAGGGGUCGCUGUGGUGUGUGUGUCCAGAGUACCGGCCGGCGCUGCUGGAGGUUCUGAGGAAGACCCACAGUUAUCACAGCACCAGCACCAAUCUGAUCAACAAGCCCACACUGUUAGAUGGGCCCAGCCUCGAGGUGCCAGCAGUGUGUGACACAGUGGAAAUCUCAGACACUCUCUCUCACGCCCUGCUCCUCUCGAGUUCCUCUCCUGACAUCCACACGACUUUCUCCGAAGACAUGCUAUGCCCUGUGACCCCAGACCACGAGGAGCUGAUCGCCAUGGAGUCGACCGAAUACCAGCCGAGCGACGACGCGGAGAAGGACCCGCUGUCCGACAGCGGCUACAUCGAGCUGCACUACUACGAGUCCGACCAGUGCCAGUACCUGGUGCUGCCGGGCGAGUCCGACCUGGACCUUGAGACUGUGGAGAUCCUGCAGCUGGACGUGGAGGCCCAGGAGGCGGCCGGGUCCCUGCUGGACCUGGCAGGUGGUGGAUAUUAGCUCGCGUCACAUUUAAGGGGAACGUUUCAGCUAAUAACAGAUCUACAAAGGUUUAAAUCCACAGUGUUUCCUCCUGAGGCGUCGACAAGUCCCUGUAAGUUGUAUUAUCAGACUGGGCAUCCACAUGUAUUCAGGCACGCUGGACGCCCAAGCUGACCUCAUCGUUAGAUCAUACCUAAAAAAAAAGAUCAGAACAAACAUUUUUAAAACCAAAAGUGUUAAAAGAUCAUUUUUACAGUAUUUUGCUGUAAUUUUUUUGACAGAUUAAGGUCAACCUCAGGGGUGGAAAGAGCGCUUCCAAACCGCGGCGGCUUACUGUUGCGUCUUAGUUAUGGUUUCUUAUAAUCAAACCCGGAACUUUAAACAAAUAAAUCCACAAAAAGAAAGGAUCAAGGCUUACUUGCAUAAAUACAUUUUCAAAUAUUAUACAGCUAUAUUUUAAUAAAUUAAUAAUUUUUCUGUAGCCAGUUCUGAAAUGUGUUUAAAAAAUUUCAGGAAUAAAGUAUAUUUAAUUUAUUAUGGUAUUAGAAUCAUAAAUGUAUCCAGGAAGUAGGGAGGAGCGACAGAGGAACAACAGUACGAUUGUUAGUAGUAAUAUUUAUUUCCAUUAAUCUCCAUUAAUUUUUUUUCUCUUUUAACUACUAACACAUUUAAGUUAUUAUGUUAGCUAGAAUCGAUUCAAUGUUUAUGAUGUCAUGUAAAUUUUUAAAUCCCAGACUACUUUGUUCGUGCUCAUUUUAAGACUUUUAACCUAAAUUGCCUUUAAUCAAUGUUAGUUUCUUUGUAAGUUUAAUCCUAC
Molecule: messenger RNA, 2134 nt
Organism: Fundulus heteroclitus (mummichog)
Lineage: Eukaryota; Metazoa; Chordata; Actinopteri; Cyprinodontiformes; Fundulidae
Product: forkhead box protein N2
Exons: 6
Coding region: 220-1335 (371 amino acids)
Biological process (GO): regulation of DNA-templated transcription
Cellular component (GO): nucleus
Molecular function (GO): cis-regulatory region sequence-specific DNA binding; DNA-binding transcription factor activity
Source: RefSeq, a predicted model, not a curated record